Anopheles funestus (African malaria mosquito) is the source of this 1706-nucleotide messenger RNA. It is a transcript of the gene Mvd, whose product is annotated as diphosphomevalonate decarboxylase. Bases 394 to 1539 code for a protein of 381 amino acids. NCBI's taxonomy places the organism in Eukaryota, Metazoa, Arthropoda, Insecta, Diptera, Culicidae. Gene Ontology annotation, molecular function: diphosphomevalonate decarboxylase activity; ATP binding. The transcript has 6 exons. Gene Ontology annotation, cellular component: cytosol. The record is from RefSeq and is a predicted model, not a curated record. Gene Ontology annotation, biological process: isopentenyl diphosphate biosynthetic process, mevalonate pathway; isoprenoid biosynthetic process.
GAGAGAGAGAGAAAACUCUUGUGAAGAGUGUUUUGUACUACAAAAACAACAAAACCUUUUAUUUAGCUGUAGCUUAAAAUGAAUAUAAAAUAUGCUUCAAUGCUGAAUAUAUGAUUUUUACAACUUGCAUUACAAGGACCAUGUGGCGCACAUAAGUCGUAAAACAUUUUGCCGCGAAAAACAAAUAAACCGAUACGAAAGAGAGAGAAGAGAAAGAGAGAGAGUACCGUUUGUUUACGUGUGUGACGUUUCACUGACGAACUGAACCUGCCAAUCUAAACGAAGAGCUACCAAAUGCCAACAGUGGGUUAAAAUAAGCUGCUGGUGUUCGAAGAGUUUUUGUGCUAUUUAACUGUUUUUUAAGUUGUAAAACGAUUUGCAAAGUAGUGCAGUAUGUCCACUUCCGUUACAUGUAUUGCACCGGUAAACAUAGCCAUCAUAAAAUACUGGGGAAAGCGUGACGAUGACCUGAUUUUGCCGAUAAACGAUUCUAUCAGCGUUACCCUCUCGACGGACCACCUUCGUACGAAAACAACGAUCACUGCCGGUCCUGAGAUAGUAAAGAAUGUGCUUCGCCUAAACGGGGUAGAAGAGUCUUUCGACAAUCCACGUAUUCAACGAUGCCUGCAGGAAGUACGUAAGAAAGCUAAAGCGUCUGGGAAAUGCUCGAAUCCCGAGAUACUGGAUUGGAACAUUCAUGUUGAAUCGGAGAACAAUUUUCCCACUGCUGCAGGGCUCGCUUCGAGUGCGGCAGGCUAUGCUUGUUUCGUGUACACAUUGGCGACGCUUUACGGAAUCGAAAGUGAAGAGUUGAGUGGUAUAGCCCGCAUGGGAAGUGGUUCGGCAUGCCGUAGUCUUUACUCCGGUUACGUACAGUGGGCUCGUGGUGAACGUGCUGAUGGUACGGAUUCAUUGGCAGUUCAGCUAGCUCCGGCUUCAGCCUGGCCGGAAAUGCAUGUACUUAUCCUAGUCGUGAGCGAUCGUAAAAAAGCUACCGCUUCAACGCAAGGAAUGGCCACAAGUGUUAAAACGUCAGAUUUGCUCAAGUAUCGUGCUUCCGUAUGUGUUCCAGAGCGUGUGGAGUUGGUGCAAAAGGCCAUCGCUCAAAAGAACUUUGACACUUUCGGACGCAUUGCCAUGAAGGAUAGUAAUCAAUUCCACGCCAUCUGCUUGGACACAUAUCCACCCUGCUUCUACAUGAACGAUGUGUCACGCUCAAUAGUCCGCAUGGUAGAUCAAAUCAACAAGCUGGCAGGGGAAAAUGCACCCGUAAAAGUGGCCUACAGUUUUGACGCUGGUCCGAAUGCAUGCCUGUUUUUAUUGGAGAAAGAUGUUGCCGAAGUGUCGGCCAUCAUACGACGUGUCUUUCCGUUUAAUGAAUGUACGACAGAGGAGUACUAUAAAGGCAUUCCGAAUUAUGAGCCAGCUAUCCAAGCGGUUCCUACUUCGAUGUUGGAGUCGUUCGCGGUUGAAGAACCGAAUCAGCUACGCUACAUCAUUCACACGAAAGUUGGCGAUGGGCCGAAACGUGUCGAUUAAACGGAGAAAAGUUGCUUACAUCAAUAUUCAUUAACUACCUAGCAAGUACUAUUUUUUCUGGUGAUGAUUUCAUUGCUUCCAGGGGACUUUUGGGAAGGCUUAUUUAUAUUUAUAUUUGUAUUUUGUAUUAAAAUAGCUUACUGGGGUUUGCAAUAAAAGAAAAUGCA